CAGCAACUUCUCCUGCGUGCCAGACUUUUGAAUCUCAUGCAUUUUUUAAUGUACCGUGCCCUAUAGUGCAGAGUUACUAAGCCGCGCGGACAGCCUCCAUCAUCAUGAUCCCUAGCUGGGCGUCUAUGCAGCACACGACUUGUGCGCACUCACAGUCCUUCGAUAGGUCUGACUAGGGGAGACUAUUUGGUACUUUACCUCAGUCCGUCUCGGUUGUACUCAACAUCAUCAACCUCCGGCAAAAUGUCUCAGCUCAUCCCGAGUACCACACCCCUUCGAGCGUACAAAGAUCAUACAGACGCCAUACGCGCUGUAGUAGUUUUUCCUGAUGGCCGACGUAUGGUGACGGGUUCAUCUGACAAGACGCUUUGUUUGUGGGACUUGAGAACGGGUGCUAUGGUGAAGAAGAUGGAGGGGCAUUGUGAUACCGUGACGACAUUGGCGGUAUCACGAGAUGGGCAAUUGAUAGCAAGCGGCGAUCAGAAAGGAGCAUUUAUCGUUUGGCACGGGGAAACUGGCCAAUGCCUUACCCAAUCCACAACAGCCCACUCUAAUCGGAUCUACGCGUUGGACUUUUCUUCCGAUGGAACAGUACUGGCUAGCGGUUCAGAAGACAAUACCACCAAGUUAUGGUGCACGACGACAUGGCAACUACGAGGAAAUCCAAUUCAGUGUGGAAAUUGCAUCCGCUGUGUUCAGUAUUCGCCAUCAGGCGAACUUCUUGCGAUUGCAACACACAUCGAUAUCCAAAUCUAUAAGUCAAACACGAAGGAACGCAUCGCACAUUUCAAGGGCCAGAUUUCAUCCAACUUAUCACUCGUGUGGACGCCUGAUGGCUCACGCCUUCUCACAGGAGGCGAUGCAAAGGAUUCCACCAUACGGGAGUGGGAUACAGUGACUUGGAAGCAGGUUGGUGAUCCCUGGAUGGGACACAUUUCAGGCAUCUCCUCCAUUACCGUUCAUUCCUCGGGUACACUCGUCGCUUCUGCGUCUUAUGGUGGGCGUGUCCGUCUUUGGCGACUCUCAGAACGACGAGUCAUCGCCAUAUUCCAGCAUUCAGGUUGGGUAAGAUGUGUCACUUUCUCCGUAGAUGGCAAGCACAUCUUCAGCGGAGGUUUCGACAGGAUGAUCUCAGCAUGGGCGGUACCAAAGGAUUCUUGGCCUGAAUCAAAGGCUCAAGCCUCUGCAAACCGCCGUAUGGCCAACUUGGAAAAAUCGCUGUGGGAGGAUGUGCUUCUUGACGCACAAAAGGUAAUCGAUUUAAACCCUUUAUCGCAUGUUGGAUACCGGUUGAAGCAUACUGCGCUUCAUGGUGCACAACGCUAUGAUGAAGCCAUCGAGGCCUUCACAAUAAUGCUUGCCAAAUUGAACAAUGCUCACGAUAUACAGAUACGAAAGUUGCGCGAGCAGUAUGCCAGUCCCUCUCAAGCAGACGGUGUCAUUCAAAAGGUCAUGAAGACUCAACUUGAUACUGUUCCGCAUCGCCUGCUCAACACCACUACCGGGUUUCUAUGUGAUCGAGACAUGCAGAUAAGCGCUUUCAAAACGGCCACAGAUUACAAGCAGCUUCUUUUGUCGAUUAUGAACCAUGCAGACAUCCCAAGGGAGAUCAUCGCAGAUGCAGUGGCCAAAUACUUCGCUUGUGUCAUGUUAUCACAUAGAUGGGAAGGAAAGGAGCCGCUGCUGCAAGACAUCAAGGACAAGGCCAUGUACCAGUUGGAGCCAGCCGGUGGUCUUAGGAAGUUGCAGUUAUUCUGCAAGAAGGCUCGUGAGGCAGGGUUUCGCUGGGCGUGGGUUGAUUCGUGUUGCAUUGACCAGAAAAACAAUGUCGAGCUCCAAAAAUCACUCAACUCCAUGUUCGCCUGGUAUCAUUAUGCAGCACUUACGAUGGUCUACCUCUGUGAUGUUCCACCUUCGUCCAAGUCUGGCGCACUGGCAAAGAGUGCUUGGAACAGCCGAGGAUGGACUGUCCCAGAACUCCUGGCUCCUAGAGUCAUUCUCUUCUACCAACAAGAUUGGACUCCAUAUCUUGACAACGAUUCCCACAACCACAAGGAGUCUGUCGAAAUUAUGCACGAGUUGGAGGAUGCGACGGGCGUAGAUGCACGCGUCCUUGUUGCCUUCCAACCAGGGAUGAGAGACGCCCGAGAGAAACUCAGAUGGGCAUCUACACGUGAAACUGCUGUGGCAGAAGACAUUGCGUACUCACUAUUUGGUAUCUUCGGCAUCCAACUACCUAUCCUUUAUGACGAGAAUAAGGAGAAUGCACUCGGGCGGCUCCUGCAAGAGAUCGUGGCUCGGUCGGGGGACAUUACAGCCCUCGACUGGGUCGGACAAGCAUCCACGUUCAACAGCUGUCUUCCGGCCAACAUUUCAUCAUAUGCAGCUCCUCCAUGUACCCUCCCAUCUUUAUCCGAAGACCAGAUUCAGACAGCCAUCUCUUCUCUGCGUCAUACUGUAGCUGUGGAAUUGGCCGCUGCUCGCUUCGCGAACUGCAGACUGCAUCUGCCUUGCAUAGUGCACCGUGUCACGGAAGUCAGACGGAGACAGGAUCUAUCCCAGGAAACCAAUUUCACGUACGUAGUAAAGGCGGAUGGGCUUCGUGACCUGUUGGUCACCACGGAAGAGGUGCUGAUUCAAUUCUCGAGGACGAGGCCCACUCGACAAACAUUCUUCCUUAUCCGUCCAUGGGACCGUCGUCUGCUCGAGCUCCCUGAGUUUGCAGAAGAGCCUGCCUUCGAUAAUGACGCAGGAGAUUUGUCCGAUCUCGAGUCCCCAUUAGAUCACUCACGUUUUUCUACGAGACAAGAGCGGAUUGAUUCGGAGCGUCACUCACAAGCAUUGCGAUUGACUGUUCGCCUUGGCCAACCAUUCAGCGCAUUAUUACUCGCACAGCAGCGCGGUGGAGAAUAUAAGAGGAUCGCGUCAGAUCGUGAUAUCAUUGCACAAGUCAAAGACGUCGGUGAUGUUCACAAUAUGGAUAUUAGGACCUUAGAAAUAUUGUAGCUAUA
Messenger RNA from Suillus bovinus, 3011 nucleotides. RefSeq names its product WD40-repeat-containing domain protein. Bases 244 to 3006 code for a protein of 920 amino acids. The record is from RefSeq and is a predicted model, not a curated record. Gene Ontology annotation, molecular function: protein binding. The transcript is spliced from 6 exons. Lineage: Eukaryota; Fungi; Basidiomycota; Agaricomycetes; Boletales; Suillaceae.